ACACAAGUUCUUAGACUAUAGUCAGCUACAUACAAACAAACAUAACCACAUAGAAAAGAUAUUUAUUUCAGUCUAGACAUCAUUUUAAACCAGAAAAGAAAUGGCAACAAUAGAUUCAAGUACAAAGGAAAGCGAGAAGCAAUGCCUCCUCUGCUGUCAAGAAAUCGACAUCUUUGCCCUUGGAAAAUGUGACCAUCCAGUAUGCUAUCGUUGUUCCACUAAAAUGAGGGUGUAUUGCGAUCAAAAGUACUGUGCACUGUGCCGAGAGGAUCUAGAUAAGGUGGUAUUUGUGAAGAAACUCCAAGAUUUCGCAUCUGUACCCUAUCAGAGGUUCCCAUGUGAUCAAAAUCAUGGCAUAUAUUUUAAGGAUGAGAGAGUCUUUGCACAGUACAAGCGUCUUUUGCUGCCACAGUGCAUUCACUGUCCAGAGCCAAAAGUCUUCUCAACAUUUGAAGAACUGGAGCGUCAUAUGAGGAAGCAGCAUAAACGUUUUUGUUGCAGGCUCUGCUCAAAACAUCUCAAGAUGUUCUCCUAUGAGCGCAAAUGGUACACCCAAAAACAACUGGCCUGUCAUCAAACUCAUGGAGAACCUAAUGACACAAGUCACAGAGGACACCCACUUUGCAAGUUCUGUUAUGUACGAUAUCUAGACAAUGACGAACUGUUUAAACACCUGCGCAAAGAUCACUUCUUCUGUCAUUUUUGUGAUGCUGAUGGAUCACAAGAAUAUUACUGUGACUACCAGAAGCUGAGUGAGCACUUCAGACAGAGUCACUAUCUGUGUGAGGAGGGCCAGUGUGCUACGGAGAAGUUCACUCAUGCUUUCCGUACAGAGAUUGAUUUUAAAGGUCAUAAGGCUGCAGUGCACAGUAAGAACCGCCAGGUCAACCUGGAGUUCAACUUACCCCCAAGACCUCACAGACGAAAUGACCGUCAAGCAGCCAGAAAGGGGUCAUCAGCAGUGAGCGGUCAGAGAGGGGCCAUGAAAGACAAAAGAGCUUCAAAGGUGGAGGAGAGAGCAGAGAGAGCUUAUCCAGGGGAACAGCCAUCUGUGUCAGACCCUGUUAACCCUACAGCCAACAUGCCCCCACUAAAAACCAUGGCAAGCAGAAAUCCUGAAGAUGAGUUCAUCGGUUUGGGAGCCACUGUAGCAUCCCCGACACCACAAGACACUCAUGCACACCUUCAAGAAGAAUUCCCAAGUUUGCCUGUGACCAGUGUUUCUACACGCAGGCGUCCAGUGUACUUGGAAAGUGUUUCUACAAGAAGGCUUCCAGCGUACUUUGCUCCACCUAAAAAGACGACGUUUUUCCAGGAAGAGGAUUUCCCUGCUCUUGCUUCUAUGACCCACACCCCUGCUACGACUAAACCUGCUCCCAUCUGCCCAGGUCUUGAGCUUCUCUCUUCCACGAGCAUGCCAUCCUCCGAGAGGAAAAACAAGAUAGGAGAGAGUGGCAAAGCUUCGAUUAAACGGUCUAAUUCAAAAUCAGAUGAUGAGAGUGGAGGCUUGAUCCGGCAGGAGUUUAGGGCAGCGCCCACUUUGUCGGAUAUUGCUUCACUCCUCAAUGGAAAAGGAAGCGGUGAUAUGACAGAGUCCUCUCCUGUGAAAAAACCUCUGAUCAAACCCAGUUUAGCUAAUGGCUAUUCUGAUAAAUCCCCCCUCUCCAAACAAAAGAGUCCAGUCCUGGUCUUGGGGAGUACUGUGCCUGAGUCUUCCUCCUCUAGCAGCCCUUCAUUGACAUCUGGGGGGUACCGUAUCCCAGAAGACUUUGAACAGAGGAAUCUGGACCUCACUUUAUCUAUUAAGAAGUACCUCCUCAACAACGAAUCAAAGUUCAACCAGUUUAAAAACUACUCUGCACAAUUCAGGCAGAAUGUCAUUUCAGCCACACAAUACCACCACAGCUGCAUGGACCUGCUCGGAGAGAACUUGAGCUGCAUCUUCAAUGAACUGCUCGCUCUUCUGCCGGACAUAAACAAGCAGCAGGAGCUACGUACUGCUCAUGUAGACAGCAGAGUGUUGGAGAACCAGACUGAGGGAAGCAAGAGGAAGAACAAAAAGAAGAACAAGAACAAAAAGAAUUCAUGCCAAACUCCUCCCACUAUUUCCAGUGCUGCUAAUGAAUGUGACUACCAGACUUGUCCCACCUGCAGACAGGUGCUAGCUCCCAAAGACUUAAUCUCCCACAAGUCUCUGCACACGAUGGAGAGCAAAGAGCUCCAUUCAUUCCUGUCAAUUAGCCGUCUCAUCUGCUAAGAAAACUGCAGCUUUCUUAAAUUAUCCAAAUGCAUCAGGGCUGGGAUGACUUCGAUUCUGGUGGAAUCCCUCAGAUGACAUUUUAGAUGUGC
This is a messenger RNA of Boleophthalmus pectinirostris (great blue-spotted mudskipper), 2349 nucleotides long. RefSeq names its product E3 ubiquitin-protein ligase ZNF598-like. Gene Ontology annotation, biological process: protein ubiquitination; rescue of stalled cytosolic ribosome. The transcript has 2 exons. NCBI's taxonomy places the organism in Eukaryota, Metazoa, Chordata, Actinopteri, Gobiiformes, Gobiidae. The coding region runs from base 101 to 2257 and encodes 718 amino acids. The record is from RefSeq and is a predicted model, not a curated record. Gene Ontology annotation, molecular function: ubiquitin protein ligase activity; ribosome binding.